Molecule: messenger RNA, 2043 nt
Organism: Daucus carota subsp. sativus
Lineage: Eukaryota; Viridiplantae; Streptophyta; Magnoliopsida; Apiales; Apiaceae
Product: UDP-glucuronate:xylan alpha-glucuronosyltransferase 2
Exons: 3
Coding region: 375-1925 (516 amino acids)
Biological process (GO): xylan biosynthetic process
Molecular function (GO): glycosyltransferase activity
Source: RefSeq, a predicted model, not a curated record
AUACGAACCCUCAAAACUUACCCUCCUAGUCUUAUUUAUUCAUGUAUAUAAAUAUGUUGAAGUGUUAUGUUCAACAAACAUUAUCAUUCCAUAUGUGAUCAUUUUAAAACAUUGGUGUAAUAAAUUGAGCAUUGAUCUAAAUAUAUAUAUCAUCUAGUCUGAGGGUUGCAGUGAGAACUUAAAAUGAUGAAGUCUCCUCCUUCAAAAGCUCUGAUCAUCAGAGUCAAUCUAAUAUUCAUAGCUUUCUUCCUUGUGGUCUACGCUACACUUCUUCUUCGUCCAUCUUCUUCAGCUUAUCAUCAGAAUGCAGCUGCAGUUGUGCGGUGUUCACUGCGCGAGUGCCAUCACAAGGUAAGACGGAUAAGAGAUUAAAUAUGAAAGCGGUAUUGGAAGAGCCAGGAGAUAAGUUAAUCAGCAAUGGAACAGAUUUGAUUAGAAGAGAAAGGCCAAGUUUUUUGAAUGAAAUGCGGAGAGGAUUGAAGAUUGGAAUGGUGAACAUGGAAGAUGAGGAUUUGAGUGAAUGGGAAAUGCAGGGGAAAGUAAUGCAUAUUAGUUAUGAGCGAGUGUCCGAGCUGUUGGAAUGGAAAGAUUUGUAUCCGGAAUGGAUAGAUGAAGAGGAGGAGCUAGAUGGUCCUAGCUGUCCCGAAAUUCCAAUGCCAAGAAUACAAGACUACGGAUACAUGGAUGUGAUCGUGGUGAAGGUGGGGUGCAAAUGGCCGGAAGAAGGGUGGGGGAGAGAUACGCAGAGGCUGCAGCUUCACCUCAUCGCGGCAAAUAUGGGAGUGGGGAGAGGAAAGAGGGACCGGAAUGGGAGAACAAAGAUUGUGUUUUUGAGCAAGUGCAGGCCUAUGUUGGAGCUGUUUCCUUGCCAUGAAUUGAUCAAGCAGGAAGGAGAUUGGUGGUUGUUUAAGCCCGACGUGGUUAGCUUGGAUCACAAGCUUUCGAUGCCUGUUGGAUCCUGCAAUCUGGCUUUGCCUCUCUGGGGAAAAGGGAAUGAUGAAUUUUAUGAUGCAUCUAAACUUCCACGGAGCACCAAGCCUACAAGAGAAGCCUACGCCACAGUCCUCCAUUCAUCCGAGGACUACGUAUGCGGUGCAAUCACUCUAGCACACUCUCUUCUCAAAACCGGAACCAAACACGACCUCAUUCUCCUCAUAGACAGCUCCAUCUCCCUAAGCAAACGCAGAGCCCUCGCCUCUGCAGGCUGGAAGAUCCGCAUGAUAACAAGGAUCAGGAACCCGAAAGCUGAAAAGAACACGUACAACGAAUACAAUUACAGCAAAUUCAGGUUAUGGCAGCUCACUGACUACGACAAGAUCAUCUUCAUCGACUCUGACAUCAUCGUGCUACGAAACAUGGACAUUCUCUUCUCCUUCCCCCAAAUGACCGCGACAGGGAACGAUGCCUCCAUCUUCAAUUCGGGCAUCAUGGUGAUCGAGCCCUCCAAUUGUACAUUCAAGAUUUUAAUGCAACGUAUUAAAGAAAUAGUCUCGUACAAUGGGGGUGAUCAGGGAUUCUUGAACGAAGUUUUCGUUUGGUGGCAUCGAUUGCCUAGACGAGUCAAUUUCCUAAAGAAUUUUUGGGCCAACAACACUGUGGAGACUAGUUUAAAGAACCAGCUGUUCGGUUCAGAGCCUGCGAAAGUGUUUGCAAUUCAUUACUUGGGCUUGAAGCCAUGGCUCUGUUACCGCGAUUAUGAUUGCAACUGGGACAUCGGUGAUCAGCGUGUGUACGCGAGUGAUGUGGCGCACGGCCGGUGGUGGAAGGUGCAUGACAGCAUGGAAGAAGGGUUGCAGAAGCACUGCGCGUUGUCGGAGAAGAGGAAGAUUGAGUUGCUGUGGGAUAGAAAGAUGGCUGGCAAAAUGGGAUUGCCUGAUGAACAUUGGAAAAUCAAUGUCACCGAUCCUCGACGCUUGCAGAAAUAAUUAUUUUUCGGUUUUAUUUUCGAUUCUUUUUUCGUUUUCUUAGAAGAUUGUGAUGGUUACAUUUUUUGUAUAUGAUGCACACCACAUUAAUAUAAUUCUGUGUUUAUAUGAUCGGUCA